AUACGCAUCAUUCUCUUUGACCACUUCUUCCCGCCCAGCAGCUUCCUAUUUCACGUACAAUCUUGUGUGUUAUACAGAACCUCUUCACCAUAUAAAUUCCAUACAGCCUACAGUUAACCCACUUUGAAAGCAUAUACACCUCCACCACAUUAUCAUCCACAAAAAGCUAGCUGCCCUAUUGUUUUUUCGUAACCCAUUAUUCACAUCAAUCAUACAAAUCUUCUCCGAUAUGGGCAUUGACAAUUGGUCUGUGUUAACUCGCCUGAGGAGGGCAGUGAAGAAGGUCAGGUUUUUGUUGGAUUUUAAUGUCAACCGGUGGCGUCUAGCUUCGAUGAUCAACCGUACUUCUUCGAGCAAUCACCACCGGCUAAGUUUCAAUGAUCGGCCAGGCUUGAGAGCUUGCACUGAUGAUAAUUUCGAUACAGAGUCUGAGGAAUCAGGCCCCUCUGCAAGGAGUUUACAGAGAACAAUAAGCUAUCCAUCCGAAGACGAUAUCGACAAGAGAGCUGACAUGUUUAUUGCUAAUUUCUAUCGCCAACUUAAGAUAGAUAGGCAGAUUUCGCUCGAACUUCAUUAUUGUCGGGACAAUAGCUUCGAGGCAAUCUCUCCAUGACAGUGUUCACCUUUUUUUUUUUUUUUUUCUUUUGUAAAUCUUCUCUCUCUUGUUUUGUUCUUGAUCAUUAUUUGCUGAUGGAGGCUUUGAUAUUUUUAAAAAAAGGGCCUGAAUAUUGAAUUUGUUGUUGUGCUGCUUUUGAUUUUGAAGAAAGGUUUUGUAUGGUGAUCGGGUUGAUAGAAGAAAUUGGUACGAGAUUGUAGUACUGCCUAUUGGACAAUUCAGAGAGUGUUCUUUCUUUCAUUGACGACUUAAAAAUAUUGUAAUACGAAGUAUCAAUUCUUUUGUGUACUUGUAAAGUUUCAAUGUAUAAUGUGUUUUCUCCCCCUUCAUUUCGCUCUUUGAUCUCAAUUCAACAUGCUUAUGAAUUGUAUAGAUCAUAUAUAGGAAGAAUGCAAGCAAAAAAUGCGACUUUCGGUUUCUUAUAA
Messenger RNA from Carya illinoinensis, 1041 nucleotides. RefSeq lists its product as uncharacterized. The record is from RefSeq and is a predicted model, not a curated record. Bases 230 to 613 code for a protein of 127 amino acids. The transcript has a single exon. NCBI's taxonomy places the organism in Eukaryota, Viridiplantae, Streptophyta, Magnoliopsida, Fagales, Juglandaceae.